AUGAGAUCUAGAAGAAACACAUUUACAUAUGGUGACAUUUGUAGUACCUCUCAAUCAACCCAAGAGCAAGUGCCUCCAAUAAUAGGGACAAGUUCUACUGGCACUGAUGAUCAUCAUGAACUUGUUCCUUACUCGAAAGAUUGGACUGUAAUAUUGCGAAAUCAAGAAGCUGGUCAACUUGUUUUAUAUAAUACAUCUAAUCAUCGCGUCUCCGUAAGACGAUUACCACCAAGCGAGGUUUCUGAAACUACGCAGGCUUUAUCAUCCCCUAAUGCGUGUGUUCUGUGCCGAAGACCUUUUGACAUGUCACCUCUUUCUUCCAAUAGGCCUUCAGAACCAGAUUUUAUGGUUAGAAAUUACUUUCGUUUAUUAGAAAAUUCAGAAAAUUCGGGGAGUUCAACAUCAUCAUAUCAACCAUUUUCAUCAUUUGGGGAUUUUAUUCCGACAACAGUAAUUCCCGAAGAUCCUUCAACACUUUCACAAAGUUCUUUUAAUCAAGGGUAUUAUCAAAGAUUUUUUAUUGAAGAAAAACAAUUGGGUAAAGGAUUUCGUGGAUCCGUAUACCUUUGCAAGCAUGUCCUGGAUAAUGUGCCACUUGGUGAAUAUGCCAUUAAAAAAGUGGCUGUUGGAGAUAAUCACACUUGGUUGGUUAAAAUGUUGAGAGAAGUUCAUUUAUUGGAAAAAUUACGUCAUCCGAAUAUUGUGGAUUAUAAACAUGCUUGGUUGGAAUAUCAUAAAUUAACAAAUUUUGGACCGGAAGUGCCGUGUCUAUUUAUAUUAAUGGAAUGUGCAAAUGGAGGAAAUUUGGAAGAAUAUAUUGAAUUUAAAUCACAAGAAGGAUUUGAAGAACCAUCACUUACACCGAUUGAACGUAAACUUCGAGCCAGAAGGAUGCGAAAUAUGAAUCAUAAUAUACAUGAAGAAUCUUCGUCUUUUAAUCUAUCUGGUCCCUCAAAACAUUAUUUGAAUCUUCAAGAAAUUUAUUCAUUAUUCUUGGAUAUUUGUAAGGGAUUGGCUCAUUUACAUCAACAUGGAAUUUUACAUCGUGAUUUAAAACCUUCUAAUUUGUUGUUACAAUAUAAUGAUGAUAAUCGAGUUGGAAUACCAAGAGUUUUAAUAUCAGAUUUUGGAGAAUGUGAAAUUUUAGAUCAACUCACAGAUCGUGAUCGAACAGGUGCUACAGGAACUUUGGAAUUUAUGGCACCUGAAUUAUUAAAAGUGGACGAAAGAGGAUUAUAUCAUAAAGAUUAUUCUUCUAAAUCUGAUAUGUGGUCACUAGGAAUGGUACUUUAUUAUUUAUGUUAUUCAAGACUUCCUUAUCGUCAAAUUGAUGAUGUUGAUCUUUUAAGACAAGAAAUUAUAAAUUUCGAAAACAUAACAUUUCCUAAUAAUGAAGCCUCAUCAAGUAUAAAUUACCCAAAUCAUAAAAUUCCUCUUCAAUUAAGAAAAUUGAUUACACGUUUAUUAUCGAGUAAUCCUAAAAAUAGACCAUCAUGUAAAGAAAUUUUGGAAUCUAUUGAAUCUAUUGGAGAUACUAGAACAACUUUUACCACCGGAGAAUCCGUGCCAGUUAGUCAAAAAACUUCAAAUAUUUCGUCCAUGACGGAUGACAUUCCUCAAGCGCCAAUUCCUUCCGUUUCCGUUAAUGAAAAUCGUUUAGAACCUCCAAAACUAGUUCGUAUUCCAUCUAAUAAUAGUACGGUGUCAACGGUGUCAAGUGUGGAGGAAGUUGCAUCAACAUCAUCACAUUUCCCAACACAUCAAAAAAUGAUGUCUUCUUCUACAGAAAAUUCAUCAUCUUCAAAAGUAGAUAUGAAUUUAAGACAACGUAUAAUUACUAGAAAUCAUAAAAUAUUAAAUUCAAACAAUGAUGAUGAUAUCGAAAGGGAAAUAAUGUUUGAGUCGAAUCCACCGAUUAUUACGAAUGUUUCAAUGAAUGGAAAUUCGACCGCCAUAGUUCGUGUAACACCAUCAUCUCGAAUGCCUCAUUUUUUGAGAAUUAUCUGUUCUCAUGUAUCUGAGAGUAGUUUGAAAAUAAUAAAACUUGCAAUUGUUUUAUUAAAGGCAUGA
Messenger RNA from Diversispora eburnea, 2070 nucleotides. NCBI's taxonomy places the organism in Eukaryota, Fungi, Glomeromycota, Glomeromycetes, Diversisporales, Diversisporaceae. The record is from the annotation of a GenBank genome assembly.